AUGGUCCGGGACAUCGCCGGCUUCUACUACGAUGCUGAACGGAAGAAGUAUUUCAAGAUCCAGCCGAACCAUGCAGGACCGGGGCAACAGCAUUCGAGCCAGGUGAUCAAGCAGAAAGAAAGCGCGAACAAGAGGCGCAAAAUCAUCCAUGAUCACCGUACCCGCGAAGCACGGGAGACCAUCUCUCGCUCCCGACUCUUAACUCAUCCUCUAUUAGGACGGCUUUCUCUUCGGAAUCAGCUUGGGCAGACUGCCGGUCGCUGUCUACCGCUACAUCCGAGUGAGGACGUGGCGGCAUAUUACGCAGCAGGUCUCUCGGAAAGCUUGCUAUGUGAGUCUUCUGAGACUCUUCCUGGUUUCGCUGUCGACGAAAAGAAUGGGGCAAUCAUCUUUGCCCGAUCCAACCAAGACAACAUUGGAAGCGAUACUCUCCAUUGCAUGCGAUCUGUCGGACCGGGCCGGUAUUCUGGAAUCUCUCCUGUAUUCGAAGCUAUGUCGGACUCUUUCGUCGAUAUGAGCAUCAGUGUCUUGGCGCGUAAGCUUUUUUAUGUGUCCAGUGGCCCAAUAGGCUCUCGAGUGGUAUUGUUGGAAGUCCCAAGAGAGGAAGACGAUCCUCAUUUCAGGAUGAUGGAUCAAGUCUGGACGUGCAAUGAUGAAACCGCCUGGCAAACAGCUGUAUCCCCCACUGGACAAUUCUUUGCCAUCGCGUCUUCCGAAGGUCUAACGCACUACAGAAUGGUACCAAGCCACCUGAUGGGUACUAGUAUGUGGGUGGCACGUCAAAAGCCAGCUGUAGCCGAGUAUAUGGCUGUUGCGUUUGGUCAGAACGAUCGAAUUAUUAUGGGUGGCAGAAGGACCGGAGAAAUCACGUUUUUCGAUGAGAGAACGAAUGGUUUUGUGACAAGGCUGCGUCACGCGGAUGCAGUCAGCGCCAUCGCAUUGGUUGACGAUAACAGAAUUGUUGCUCGUGGGCUGCAAACGAUGAGUCUGUACGAUCUCCGUUAUACCAAGCGACCUUCAAAGAAAGAGGUCGAGUCCAAGAUCGCCACAGCCCCUUACCGGACCUUUCAAUGGGAGAAUUCCUCCUUGAAAUUCAGACUCGGGUUCGACUACAGCUCGGAGCUGGGAAUCAUUGCUACCGGAUCAAGCAAGGCCAUGUCAAGUAACCACCUCCUACCGAACCACCACCAAACGAUUGACCUCUUUUCCGUCCGCACUGGCAAGAAACUCCGCUCCUUACCUCUUUCCACCGCCCACCAUACUCAAGCAGCCACCUGCAUCAAGUUUUCGCGCAUCAGGAGCACGCUUAGGCCGAAUUCCGAGUUGAGGAUCAUAGACAACGAGCCACUGAGCCUCUUGGCGAGCUCGGAAGGCAGGAUCCUCGAAUGGAGCUGUCAGGGGGAUGAAAUGGCCGGUAGUGAUAGUGAUGCGGAAUAA
This is a messenger RNA of Endocarpon pusillum Z07020, 1437 nucleotides long. RefSeq lists its product as uncharacterized. The record is from RefSeq and is a predicted model, not a curated record. The transcript has 5 exons. Gene Ontology annotation, molecular function: protein binding. Lineage: Eukaryota; Fungi; Ascomycota; Eurotiomycetes; Verrucariales; Verrucariaceae. Gene Ontology annotation, cellular component: Cul4-RING E3 ubiquitin ligase complex. Bases 1 to 1437 code for a protein of 478 amino acids.